Messenger RNA from Sorex araneus (European shrew), 2486 nucleotides. It is a transcript of the gene TCEA1, whose product is annotated as transcription elongation factor A1. Gene Ontology annotation, biological process: transcription elongation by RNA polymerase II; DNA-templated transcription; positive regulation of transcription by RNA polymerase II. The coding region runs from base 98 to 1003 and encodes 301 amino acids. Gene Ontology annotation, cellular component: nucleus. The transcript is spliced from 10 exons. Lineage: Eukaryota; Metazoa; Chordata; Mammalia; Eulipotyphla; Soricidae. Gene Ontology annotation, molecular function: nucleic acid binding; zinc ion binding. The record is from RefSeq and is a predicted model, not a curated record.
GCGCCGGGGGGCGGAGCCGCGCCGCCGCCGGGCCGGGUUCGGGAAGGGCCUAGGCGCGGGCCUGGGUCAGCGCGCGUCGCCGACGGCCCGCGGCGCCAUGGACGACGAGGUGGUGCGCAUCGCUAAGAAGAUGGACCGCAUGGUGCAGAAGAAGAACGCGGCCGGGGCAUUGGAUUUGUUGAAGGAGCUUAAGAAUAUCCCUAUGACCCUGGAGUUACUACAGUCCACGAGGAUUGGGAUGUCGGUGAACGCCAUCCGCAAGCAGAGCACCGACGAGGAGGUGACGUCGCUGGCCAAGUCCCUCAUCAAGUCCUGGAAGAAGCUGCUAGAUGGACCAUCAACUGAUAAAGACACGGAAGAAAAGAAAAAAGAAACUGCAAUCACAUCACAGAACAGCCCUGAAGCGAGGGAAGAAAGUAGUUCCAGUGGCAGCGUCAGCAGCAGGAAGGAUGAGACGAAUGCUCGGGACACGUACGUUUCCUCGUUCCCUCGGGCGCCGAGCACAUCCGAUUCGGUCCGGUUGAAGUGUCGGGAGAUGCUAGCCGCAGCUCUCCGGACAGGAGAUGACUACAUUGCUAUCGGAGCUGACGAGGAGGAAUUGGGAUCUCAGAUCGAGGAAGCUAUAUAUCAAGAGAUACGGAAUACAGACAUGAAGUACAAGAAUAGAGUACGGAGUAGGAUAUCCAACCUCAAGGAUGCCAAGAACCCGAAUUUAAGGAAAAAUGUAUUAUGUGGGAAUAUUCCUCCUGACUUAUUCGCUCGAAUGACAGCAGAGGAGAUGGCCAGCGACGAGCUCAAGGAGAUGCGGAAGAACCUGACCAAAGAGGCCAUCCGGGAGCACCAGAUGGCCAAGACGGGCGGCACCCAGACGGACCUGUUCACCUGCGGCAAGUGCAAGAAGAAGAACUGCACCUACACCCAGGUCCAGACUCGGAGUGCUGAUGAGCCCAUGACCACGUUUGUCGUCUGCAACGAGUGUGGGAACCGGUGGAAGUUCUGUUGAAUUGGAAGAAUUGGAAAAAUUUCUGGACCAUUAAGAAAAUGGAUUUUAUAAUUAGUUUUAAAGCUAAGCAGAGCAACUAGUUUCCUGCAAAUCAGAUUUUUUAAGUAAUGUACAUCCUUUGGGUUAGAUUUUGUUCCUGACAGCAUCCCUUCCUGAAAAGCCGCUAUAGUGUCAGAGUAGUAGAAAGACCAUUUAAUUGUAUGGCAUCUGUUUCAAAACAUUCUUUCUCUUUUUUUUUUUAUAAGUAAGUUGAUAUUAAAUUUUUAUCAGUUAAACUGGCAGUUUCUUUUCACCUAUUUUCCUUCUUGAAGGAAAAUGUACCUUAACAAUAUUCCUGUCUGAGGCAUAUGUAGUAGAAAUGUUAUUUUUCUCAGUUAAUACAGAAAUGGAUAAAUGGAAAUUACAUAUCUCCCCCCAAUUUUGGCAUGUACCUGCAAAUAGUGAAGGAGGAGAAAAGGUAAUAUAAUUUAAAAUUUUAUCAAAUGUGUAUUCAGAUAAUACCAGCUUAUCUAAAUUGUACAUAAUAUUUGAACUAGAAUAUGAAAUUGAUCUUAAUUAUUAUGUUCAUAAGUCUGGGUAAAUUAGAUAUUUUGCAUUUGUAACUGAUCAUCACUUGUAAUUUCUUGUACAUGUUUACUACUUGUUCUUUAUUAAUAGAUUUAUUUCACUUUUGGAAACACGGCUUUGUUGAAAUCAGUUUGGUUUUAUUUGCCUGUUUCGAACAGCCUUUCAGUUUGGUAGACUUCCUAAAUCUCAACCCAGGCCGAGGGAAAACGCCCAGCCACUCCCCCUCCCUGGGAAGACCUGUGUUAGCAUUUCCCCUAGCGGAGUCCCUGUCAACAGUUCUCGGCUUGUCCUGGGUUUGGAGAUCUGUACUCUCCGGAGACUAAGUUUCGGACUGACUUGUAGAGUCCCUUGUAUCAUUAAGACCGGCCGUUCCCUGAGGAGGUUGCGGGUAAGAUAGAAGCGUUUUUGUCCAGUCUUGUUGUUGGAUGAAUGGGGUAGUAGGCGGCCUGUGACACCUUGGGUUGACACGGAAGCCCUGCCUGGCCGGCCGCAGGCACCACCGGUUCUGCUCGGAGUCGGGCUGGCUUCCACGCGGCUCCUGGGCUGCGCGUGCUCUGGCGUGUCCCGGUCACUGUCUCGGAGUCACGUCACCCGACCUCCGCCUUGCCAUGUUGAGCCUUGGCCCUGCUGCACACCCAGGAAGACAUCGGUGUCUGCUCCCCUGUCCCGUCUGUCCCCGGCCGUUCCUGCAGAUCAGGUGAUGUGAUACAGAGGACACUUCCCAGAGCUCCCGCUGAGGGCUGGCCACCGACCCCACUCCGCCCCUGCUGUGUAGGCCUUGGUUUCCAUCCUUUUCAGAAUUGAAGUGGAUUUUUGAAAGAACAAUUGAAGAAUGACGUUAAAAUUCUCCUGCGUUAAAAUUAAGUGAUCCAUUUUGAGAUUUGUAACUCAAUAAAGUUUCUUGUUAUUAAACACA